Messenger RNA from Salvia splendens (bonfire salvia), 1610 nucleotides. RefSeq names its product pentatricopeptide repeat-containing protein At5g66520. The transcript has a single exon. The record is from RefSeq and is a predicted model, not a curated record. Gene Ontology annotation, molecular function: RNA binding; protein binding. The coding region runs from base 1 to 1560 and encodes 519 amino acids. Lineage: Eukaryota; Viridiplantae; Streptophyta; Magnoliopsida; Lamiales; Lamiaceae. Gene Ontology annotation, biological process: RNA modification.
AUGCUCUUAGAGAAAUGCAAGAGCUUAACGCAGUUAAAGCAAGCUCACGCAUUGGCCGUCACAUGUGGCCUCGCCACCAACACCUUCGCUCUCAGCAGAAUCUUGGCUUUCUGCUCAAACCCUUACCAUGGCGCUGUCGACUACGGCUACAAAAUCUUCAAUCAGAUCGAAAACCCCACAAUUUGCAUAUGCAACACCAUGAUCAAAGGUUUCCUGCUCAAAGACGAGAGCUUUAGAGCCUUACAAGUACACAUAUUGAUUUUGAGACAUGGUUUGCUCCCCGAUAAUUACACGCUUCCUUACAUCUUGAAAGCUUGCGCAAACAUGAAAAGUUUGAAUCUUGGAGGAUCGGUUCACGGGCAGUCUCUGAAACUAGGUUUCCCGUCCGAUAAUUACAUGGGAAACUCUUUGAUUGCGAGGUAUUCUGCUGUGGGAGAAAUGGGAGCGGCGAGGCUUGUUUUCGAGGAGAUUUCUUUGAAAUGUGUUGUUUCUUGGACAGUUUUGAUUUCAGGGUAUGCUAAAGGCGGCGAUGUUUAUUCGACAAGAUUGAUUUUUGAUGAAGCCCCUUUGAAGGAUAGGGGGAUUUGGGGUGCUAUGAUUGCUGGGUAUGUUCAAACUAACUGUUUCAAAGAAGGUUUGAAGCUGUUUAGGUUGAUGCAGUUGAGUGGGGUUAAGCCUGAUGAGGCUAGUCUUGUUAGCAUGCUUUGUGCUUGUGCUCAUUUAGGGUGUCUCGAGAUUGGGAAAUGGAUCCAUAGGUAUGUGGAGAAGGUUGGAAUGCCAGUGGGUUUGAAAUUGGGCACUGCUUUAAUCGACAUGUAUUCGAAAUGCGGGUGCUUGGAUUUGGCUGAGAAGGUGUUUGAUGAAAUGACUAAGAGAGAUGUGAUUUGCUGGAACACUAUGAUUUCAGGCUAUGCUAUGAACGGCGACGGAGGGAGUGCGGUUAAGACGUUCGACGAAAUGCGGAGGCUAGGGGUGGAGCCGGAUAGUGUGACGUUCAUCUCGUUGUUCGCAGCUUGUAGCUACUCCAACAUGGCAGACGAAGGGCUACGUUUGCUGCAUGUGAUGGCUAAUGUUUGCAAGAUCGAGCCGGGGCCCAAGCACUACGGGUGCAUAGUCGAUCUCCUCACGAGGGCGUGGCUCAUUGAGGAAGCUAACGCUAUAGUUCAGAGGAUGCCAGUUACGGGCUCCUCCUCUGAAGAAGCAAUAGCAUGGAGAGCGUUGCUCAGCGGUUGCUGCAGCCACUGGCACAUUGAUUUGGCUGAGGCUGCUGCUGAGAGGCUUGUGGAGUUGGAGAGGCAUAGCGGGGCAUACGUCUUGCUGGCAAAUGCAUAUGCAGCUGUCAGGAGGCACGACGAGGCAAGGAGGAUUAGGAAAACAAUGAGACGAAGAGGAGUGGAUAAGACGCCGGGAUGUAGCUCGGUGGAGAUUGAUAGUUCCGCUCAUGAGUUUGUUGCUGGGGAGAAGACACAUUUGAAAAUGGAUGAGAUAUCUGCAAUUCUUGAGGUCAUCAAAACACAUUCAGAGAUUGAUUCAAAUUUUGUUUCAAGUGUAAGCUUAUGAAACGAUUUAUUUGGUUUAUAGAUAAUGUUAACAUAUGACUAAUGAGAAAA